Rhinopithecus roxellana (golden snub-nosed monkey) is the source of this 473-nucleotide messenger RNA. RefSeq names its product small integral membrane protein 17 (gene SMIM17). The coding region runs from base 117 to 473 and encodes 118 amino acids. The record is from RefSeq and is a predicted model, not a curated record. The transcript is spliced from 4 exons. Lineage: Eukaryota; Metazoa; Chordata; Mammalia; Primates; Cercopithecidae.
CCGAGGCACGGAAAUGUCCUCAGGUUCUGAACCCUGUGCCUGGGGAACCAGAGAGGACCCUGGAGCGGGAGGAGAAAGAGAAGCUUGUCUCAGAAGCUUCACCUCCUCCUGGGGCGAUGCAGAGUCUCAGUCCUGAGCAGACGCGGGGGCUGCUGGAGCCCGAGAGGACCAAGACGCUGCUGCCUCGGGAGAGCCGGGCCUGGGAGAAGCCUCCCCAUCCCACCUGCACCAAGGACUGGGAGGCUGUGGAGGUUGGGGCCUCCAGCCAUGACAGUGAUGAGAAGGACCUGUCUUCUCAAGAGACUGGGCUUUCCCAGGAGUGGAGUUCGGUGGAGGAAGAUGACGAAUCAGAGGGCUCCCAGGGCUUUGUGGAGUGGUCAAAAGCUCCACAACAAACAACCAUAGUCUUGGUAGUGUGCGUGCUUUUUUUGUUCCUGGUUUUAACGGGGAUGCCUAUGAUGUUUCACAUCUAA